AUGGUUCGUGUUUGGAUGACGUUGGCACUCUUCCUGUCGGUGACGAUGACGGCGGCGUCCGCCAUGACCGACAAGGCAACGGGCAUCACCUUUGCACCCAAAAAGAACGAUUUAGAGAUAUUUGGCGUCGGGGUCCGCAAAAAGGGACCCAUCAAGGUCUAUUCCGUCGCCAUGUACUGUCAAAAUUCCGUAAAAGAGCAUUUGAAUUUGAUUUCUCGCUCAGCCGACAAAGGAAAGGCAGCGUUCAAGGCUCUCCGACAUGGCGCCCACGAGGCUUCCUCCACAACCUUUUUGCUGCAAAUGAAUUUCAAAGUCGGCGCCGAGAAAAUGGCCUCCGCCAUUGCCGACUCGGUUACGCCACGUUACGCAAACACCGCCGAAGUGGAAUCCCUCAAAUCGCUGAUCUUCAAGGGCGUAGCCGGCAAAGGCGCGGCCACCAAGGGCACGACCUUCGAAUUUGACUGUAGCAAGGAAGGAGUUCACGUCAGCGUCGACGGCAAGUCGCAAGGGAAAGUCGCCUCGGACGGCCUGGGGGCUGCCUUUUGCGAUGUCUAUCUCGACGACAAGUGUGUGAGUCCACCAUUGCGAGAAUCAUGCUUGGAAACGUGCUUCGCUCCUUAA
Phaeodactylum tricornutum CCAP 1055/1 is the source of this 621-nucleotide messenger RNA. RefSeq lists its product with no specific name. The record is from RefSeq and is a predicted model, not a curated record. Lineage: Eukaryota; Bacillariophyta; Bacillariophyceae; Surirellales; Neidiaceae. The transcript has a single exon. Gene Ontology annotation, molecular function: intramolecular lyase activity. Bases 1 to 621 code for a protein of 206 amino acids.